GGCACACAUUAUUUUCUCUGAAGUUGACAUAGACAAAUAAAAUAGAAUUUCUGGUUAAAUUGGAACAACUGAAAAAAUAUCUAUGGAAAAUGUCUUUGUGGAUGGAGUUCAUAUCGCUCUAUGAGCUGCAUGAAUGGCUUUCAUUUGGCUUGGCCAUCUUAGUGAUAAGCUGGAUAUUUGGAUAUGCAGCCUAUAGAUGCAUGCGUACCCAAUAUCCGACCUACGAUGAUGAGGACUUGGCGCCACCAGAGCACGUGCCGUUGUAUGAGCCCCUAAGUGGACUCAGUUUGACCAAGGAGCAGCUGCUGACCUACAAUGCAAAUAAUGAGCAGGGCAAAUAUUUGGUGGCGCUGCAGGGCGUGCUCUAUGAUGUGACAAGUGCGCCGCAGGACUUUGGACCCAAGGGACACUUUAAGGCGCUGGCUGGCACAGAUAUAAUGGAGCAUAUUAAAAGCAACGCUCGCUUUGAGGUGCGUGAUCUGAACACGUGCAUAAUGGAAUGGCAAAAUAUGCUCGAGGAUAAUUUCUAUGCAGCUGGAGUGCUUGAGGAUGAACUAAAAACCGAGCUGGAGGACAAAUCGGAGUACAAUUCGGCGAAUGAGGCUGAGGUAGAAGAGGCUGAUGAGUAUAUGGAGGCAGACACCAGCGGUGCCUUCACAGAGCAGGACGGCAACGUAACGGUUGUGUGGAAUGACAUGGAUGCAACGAUGAUGCCGCUGACUUCAGAGUGUUAGUUAUGCUCUGGCGCUGCUGCCUGCACUCUAUUUCAGACUAUAGAAUAAUCCUUAAAGUAGACUAUCAUGUCAAAGCAGACAGCGGCAGACACUUAACCCCGCAUAAGCCUCAUAUUUGAACUUAAGACCCUGCCUUGCUACCCACAACAUAAAUAAAUAUCGGUCGGAUUUAAUGUAUCUGCAUGGCCAGCCAA
Drosophila busckii is the source of this 928-nucleotide messenger RNA. Its product is annotated as membrane steroid-binding protein 2. The coding region runs from base 90 to 734 and encodes 214 amino acids. The transcript has a single exon. The record is from RefSeq and is a predicted model, not a curated record. NCBI's taxonomy places the organism in Eukaryota, Metazoa, Arthropoda, Insecta, Diptera, Drosophilidae.